AUGGAAGAAGCUCUAGACGAUGGAGUUCUGCGGCUCAGCAUGCGAUACCGCGAUUUUACAUUGUUUCUCGACUUGAAAGACCAAUAUCACAAGGAGCUCCUAACGCGGCUUACCGAACACACCGAACAAUUGGAAUUCGACUGGGGAAUGUUGGAGCAAUCUAGACAGGAGCGGAUGUCUUGUGCUGAGAGCUUUUUGGGCCGGUAUGGGAUGCUGUAUUGGGGUAACGAGGUGAACAGAGAGAAGUUUCUUAUGGAGGAUUCUCGAGCGGAUCCGGCUUCUCCUUGUAUCUAUCCGGAGAGGAAAAAGGAGUGA
Molecule: messenger RNA, 315 nt
Organism: Aspergillus fumigatus Af293
Lineage: Eukaryota; Fungi; Ascomycota; Eurotiomycetes; Eurotiales; Aspergillaceae
Source: RefSeq, a predicted model, not a curated record